AUGAGUCAGUUCAACAGCAAUUACAAUGUCGAGCACUGGAAGGCAGCGAAACGCAUAUUGAGGUAUCUAAGCGGUACAAAGAAAUUGGGCCUGUUAUACAAGCAAACAGGCGUGGUCGAUGCAGAUUGGGGAGCGAAUCUAAGCGAUAGGCGCUCCUAUUCAGGGCAGGCGUUCAUACUAUCUGGAGCAGCUGUGUGCUGGGAGGCACGCAAGCAACGUACUGUGGCACUAUCGAGUACUGAGUCGGAGUACCUUGCGAUGUCCGAAGUGGUCAAGGAGGCAUUAUAUCUGAAGACCCUACUAAACAGUGUUGGCAAAGACUGCGCCACG
Drosophila grimshawi is the source of this 330-nucleotide messenger RNA. RefSeq names its product secreted RxLR effector protein 161-like. The transcript has a single exon. Lineage: Eukaryota; Metazoa; Arthropoda; Insecta; Diptera; Drosophilidae. The record is from RefSeq and is a predicted model, not a curated record. The annotation marks the transcript as partial.